Messenger RNA from Mesorhabditis belari, 771 nucleotides. The record is from the annotation of a GenBank genome assembly. NCBI's taxonomy places the organism in Eukaryota, Metazoa, Nematoda, Chromadorea, Rhabditida, Rhabditidae.
AUGGCUGCAAGUCGCGUGGCAAUCAUCACUGGCGCUUCAUCGGGAAUCGGCAAAGCGACCGCGCUUCUCUUUGCGACAAAACAAUUCCGAUUGACGUUAACGGGAAGAAAUGAGAGCGCUCUCAAGGACCUCGCUUCGGAAUGCAUCAAGAAGGGGAUUGCUGCGGAAAAUGUCACUUACGCUGUGACGGAUCUCUCGGCGGACACCGCUCCCAAAAAAAUCGUCUCGCACACUUUGGAGAAAUUCGGACAAAUUGAUACGCUGAUCAAUUCGGCUGGAAUCUUGACCACGGGAAGUAUCCUGGAUAGCAAUAUUGAUGUAUAUGAUCGGGUGAUGGACUGCAAUGUGAGGAGCUUGGUUCGUCUCACUCGAGAAGCCCUUCCACACAUCAUCAAAACCAAGGGAACCGUUGUGAAUGUGAGCAGCAUCAAUGGGCCUUGUCCAUUCCCGAAUGUCACCUACUAUUGCAUGUCAAAAUCAGCAGUUGAUCAAUUCACGAAAUGCUUGGCUCUAGAGAUGGCUCCACACGGUGUUCGAGUGAAUGCAGUUUGCCCGGGUGUCACCGUGACCGAAUUGCAUCGCCGAGCCGGUCAAGAUGAUGAAACCUAUAAAACGUUCCUGGAACGCUCAAAAACAACUCAUGCUCUUGGUCGACCAGGAGAGGCUUCAGAAGUGGCCAAGGCAAUCUACUUCCUAGCCUCCGAGGACAGUUCAUUCACAACGGGCGAUCUUUUGAGAGUUGAUGGUGGACGAGGAAUCAUGCAUCCUAGA